GUCAUUUCACAAAACGGUGGAUGUUUCCUGGUUCAUGGUUAAUGACACAUUUAUUUUAUAUCGAAAAUAUAUAAAAUAACGAUUUACAACAGAUAAAUAUUUGGCGUCACAGUCGUCCCGUGAGUUGGUACCAAACCAUGCUCGAUAGAUACACAACGUGAUAUCUUCGAAAACAACAUCAACGAGCUAGGCCUGGUAUGGAGCCUGGCAUGGAGGCAAUGGAGGACGAUAUCUGCAUCCUGAAGCAUGAGACUGCAUAUGGUGGAGCAGGGGAGAGCCCCGUGUCUGUAUGUGCGGGGGAUGAGUCUGUGGCCUCCCACUUUGCCCUGGUCACGGCAUACGAGGACAUUAAGAAGAGGCUGAGGGACACGGAGAGAGAGAACACACUGCUGAGGAAGAGAGUCAAACAACUGGAGGAUAAGCUGUUCAGGCCUGAAGCCCCUUCCCCUGAAGGACCCCAGUAUGUCAACAAGGCCUUCAGUGCCUACCGUGGCAUCUACAUCCAGAAGGAGGACCUGCAACUGGAGCUUCAUAAACUGAAGAGGGAGAAGAGUGAGUCUGAGAGGCGCCUGAAUGAGCAGCUGCAGGCCAAAGAGAUGGAGCUGCUGCAGUUAAAGACAGAGAUGGAGACCAGCCAAGUGAUGAAGUCUCUAACCAGUACUCAGGACGACUGGCAGGUGGACAGGGUCAACAGUGAACUGAAGAUCCACACUCUGCAGGAGGAGUUGGAGAGGAUGACUCGGGAGAAGAACCGACUGCAGGAGCAUUGUGGGGAUUCUUCUGGAACUGACUGUGACCAGAAUCACGUGGAGUCUAACCCCAGCGCUGUGACUGUUCUACAGUCGUAUGAGGCCCUGGCCACUGAGAUCUCAACUCUACACUCGGUGUUGAAACAACAGUCUGACCUGGUGAAGAAGCUCGGUGACAAACCACAGCUAGCAGCUAACAGACGAGCUGCCUCAACUGUCCCUGUCCAGUGCCUGGACGAUGUGGAGAAGAACCUGAACCAUCGAACAGUCCGCAUCUCCGUUCCCCGUCCCCCUAGUGCCCCCCCUGUCCCCUCCAGCUCUGGCCGGCCCUGCCUGCCCCCCGUGGGCCCCCCGGCUCUGGAGGGUCUCAGGGAGGACUACUGGCAGAACGGUCCCUGGUCCAGCCACUACCCUGGAGCCCUGGGUCUGGGCAGUACCAGCCCUGUCCUCCUGCCUCCUCCUCCUCUCAACCAGGCCUCUCUGGAUGACUCCUCCUGGUCAUUUCCCUCCCCACCCAAACCCAGCGACGCCCUCUUCUGGGAGGGGCCACGGGCAGGGUCUGAGCCAGGGCAGCCCAAUCCACUCCUCUAGGGGCAGUACCCCCAUGAGCCCUAAUGGAGACUGGGCCAAGCCCCCACCCUACUGAGGAUGGAGACCCCCCCCUGGCUCCAAGCCUGCCCUGCCGUGCAACACCCAACCUGCCUUAAGAUGAGGAGACGACUCUGGACCCUCCAGCCGUGGGGAACUAGCUACAGGAGGAUUCAACUAGCCACAGAGCAACCACGGGAGAGGCUUCUGAAGGGGCCACCCUCUGACCCGAUAAGGGUCCACCCUGACCCAGCCCAGACACACUGAUGCCUCCCCCUCCCUUGGGGUCUGGUGGCAGAGAAAGGAAGUUUCAUACAUCCACGAGGGAAAGAUGAUGGUAGACUCUGGACAGCGAGAUUAUGGCUGUGUGUGUAUCCACACUGGUAUUUACUAGAGCUCAAAGCUGUGGUGAACUGAUCCACGGUCAGACUGGUUUUGCAAACUGGUUUUCAAUUGUAGCCACCCUAAUGUGAGUUAUUUUACAUGUUCCUAUAGUCAAGUAUUAUAAAGGUAAAUAGUCACUCCCUACGUUAUCUCACCAUAAUACUGUAAAGGUUAUAGUGUGUCUGUAACAGAUAAUGGCGUAUAUACCCCCAGUAGCACCGAAAGCUGUUAUUAUCACACCACACAAGGUACAAAACCCCACACACCUUGCUUUGUCCUAAACCUCAAAACAAGACACAUUUUAACUUAGCUAAUCUGUCAGUUGUUUUAGAAACUGAUGGCUAAUUUGUAUAGUAUUUGUUUUACAACUUAUUAUGGCAAAACAAGCAUUGGAGAAAUCCCCUGAAAUAUAAAGGCCUUUUAACCCAGUACUGCCCCCUACAAGUUCUGGAGAGCUUACAGGCCAAAUCCACACCCGGUAUCUUCACGUCAAAAGCGAUCUUUAUUUUCUAUAUCACGCACCCUCUUUUCCAGUGAUUUUAUGGUUCAGCUAUUCUGCUUUGAAGUCAAUGGAAGUAGGGCUUGUCUUUUACACCGAAACCAUGUCAAUACAAUAAUCUAUAUGUAUAUUAAAGAGGUGUUAUGUUAUGGGAAGCACUUUUAAUCAUAUGAGAGUUGGGGUUCAGUAGCAGUACAGUCUUGUUUCUAGCUGGCCAGUGGCCCGUGUCCCAAAUCACACCCUAUUCUCUGUAUACAGUGCCUUUGGAAAGUAUUCCGACCCCUUGACUUUUUCCAGA
Molecule: messenger RNA, 2518 nt
Organism: Coregonus clupeaformis (lake whitefish)
Lineage: Eukaryota; Metazoa; Chordata; Actinopteri; Salmoniformes; Salmonidae
Product: 5-azacytidine-induced protein 2-like
Exons: 8
Coding region: 198-1340 (380 amino acids)
Biological process (GO): canonical NF-kappaB signal transduction
Cellular component (GO): cytoplasm
Source: RefSeq, a predicted model, not a curated record